AUGUUAGAGAAGGCCUUGGAAUCGCGUUGGGAGCAUUGCGUGGGCUUGACGCAUGCGCGAUGGGCCGCGAUGUCUGUUUACCUCUCUCCUGAUUGUUUCACUCGGAAGAUGCAAGAUUCGAACGUUCCUCGACCUCACCCGCCGCGUUCGCAACUCAAGAUGCGGCAGUCUUCGCGCGUCGGAUAUUUCUAUCGCCCGUCAUGCCAUGCAGCCGCAUGGAAUCGUGACAUGAUCGUGUGCGGCGUCCUGAUGGACGUUCUCCGCCAAGGAGAACGUGCGGCUCUUAGCCGCAGCAUUUUUUCCCCUGCUUCUCUGCGCGGUGCACCUGUCUAUCCCGUGUAUCGGCCUUGCAAGAUUGGAGAUUCGGAUGCCUCGCGAGCGCGCGCUGGCCGCGUCCGCUGUAGUUAUGGCCCGUCUGUCAAAAUUCCUUCCCCUCGCGCUCUCGAACUCCUCCCCUCGCCAAGCGUUGCAUGCGAAAAUUAG
Messenger RNA from Sparassis crispa, 483 nucleotides. RefSeq lists its product as hypothetical. The coding region runs from base 1 to 483 and encodes 160 amino acids. The record is from RefSeq and is a predicted model, not a curated record. The transcript is spliced from 3 exons. NCBI's taxonomy places the organism in Eukaryota, Fungi, Basidiomycota, Agaricomycetes, Polyporales, Sparassidaceae.